AUGUUUAAGGAAGAAGAAGAAGAGGAAAAAGAAGAAGAAAAAGAAGAAAAAGAAGAAAAAGAAGGAAAAGAGGAAGGAAAAGGAGGAGGGGGAGGAGGAGGAAGAGGAGGAGAUGAAGAAGAAUUGCCGUCAACAGCCGAUGAAGGAGGAGGGAAUGAAGAGGAAAAAGAAGAAGAAACCUCCUCUUCUUGGUUAUAUUUCGAGGAGGUAACACUGUCUAUUAUACGGCAUGAUGAUGAAGAUAAAGAAGAAGAAGAAGAAAAAUGA
This is a messenger RNA of Eimeria maxima, 267 nucleotides long. RefSeq lists its product as hypothetical. The record is from RefSeq and is a predicted model, not a curated record. The transcript has a single exon. Lineage: Eukaryota; Apicomplexa; Conoidasida; Eucoccidiorida; Eimeriidae. The coding region runs from base 1 to 267 and encodes 88 amino acids.